AUGGCAGCGAUGAGUCCGAACAACGAUGGAAGGCUUUUCAUUGUCGCUAACAGGCUCCCGGUGAGCAUCACGCAGACGGAAGAUGGCGAAUUCAAAUACACUAUGGCCUCUGGAGGCCUGGUAUCUGCUCUUCAAGGCCUGUCGAAAUCGAUGGAAUUUCAAUGGUUCGGCUGGCCUGGCACGGAGAUUCACAGAAACGAUAGGGAAAUGGUCAGACAAGAACUGGCCACCCGGUUCCACGCAGUGCCAGUUUUUCUGCCCAAAGAAACUGCGGAAAGGCAUUACAAUGGGUUCUCGAAUUCUGUCCUUUGGCCACUUCUGCACGGCCUACCAUCCAGAGCCGAGUUCAACGAGAGUUGGGCCAACGCUUAUCGAGAAGUCAACGAGGUGUUUGCAGACAAUAUCGUGCCGUUUGUUGAAGAUGGAGAUAUAAUAUGGAUCCACGACUAUCACUUGUUGCUGCUGCCGGCCGUGCUUCGAAAACGAUUGGAGAAACGGAGAAGAGUUCGUAUUGGAUUUUUCUUACAUACUCCGUUUCCCAGCGAUGACUCUUUCGCCGUCCUACCUUUACGCGAAGAAAUUUGCGACGGUCUACUUAGCUGUAAUCUGGUUGGUCUGCACGUGAGAGAAUAUGUCGAGAAACUUCUCGAUUCCGCGGCAAAAGUCCUUCCGGGUGUUCGACGAUCACCGAGCGACCUGCAUUAUAACGGCCGCAAAUUAAUCGUGCAAGAAUUUCCCAUUGGAAUUGCACCCGAUGACUUUCGAGAUUCACUUGCAUCUGAAGCUACUCAGAGCCAGAUGAGGCUCCUGUCUCGAGAGUUUCGCGGCAAGGAGAUCAUUUUAGGCAUAGAUCGGUUGGACUACAUCAAGGGAAUUCCGCAAAAGUUGCGCGCUUUCGAAAAGUUGUUGGCUGAUCACCCGGAGGUGAAGGAGAAGGUUACUUUGAUUCAAGUUGCAAUCCCGACCAGGGGGGACGUCGAAGAAUAUAAAACACUUCGCAGACAGGUGGAAGAAAUGAUAGGGAUGAUAAACGGCAAGCACGGGACCUUAACUUACACCCCAAUCCGGUAUCUCUAUCGCUCGCUAAAUUUAGAACAACUUCACGCAUUGUACGCCAUAUCUGACCUGUGCGUGGUAUCUUCAAUUCAGGAUGGUCUGAACUUGGUCUGCUAUGAGUACAUUGCUAGCCAGCAGCUCAACCCUAAAGGCGUGCUAGUUCUGUCGCAGUAUACGGGUGCGGCAAAGAUGCUACCGUCGGCUGUUCUCUUCAACCCCUGGGAUAUUCCUCGCUUCACGGAGGCGAUCUUUACCGCAUUAAAAAUGCCAUUACAAGAUCGCCAGAGCAGACUCGAGGACGCGGCUAAAACAGUGAAUACAUUGACGAGGCAAGUAUUCUCUUUUAUUUCACAAGAUUGA
Molecule: messenger RNA, 1416 nt
Organism: Penicillium lagena
Lineage: Eukaryota; Fungi; Ascomycota; Eurotiomycetes; Eurotiales; Aspergillaceae
Product: trehalose-6-phosphate synthase
Exons: 4
Coding region: 1-1416 (471 amino acids)
Biological process (GO): trehalose biosynthetic process
Cellular component (GO): cytosol
Molecular function (GO): catalytic activity
Source: RefSeq, a predicted model, not a curated record